GACUAGACUAGUGCGAGUAAGCAGUUUUCCUUCCUCAACGUUUCAGCAUCGCGUGAAUCAACCGGUAUUCGUUGAAGUUUUGGGUUGUACAGUUGACUAGUUUGCAAAUAUUAGUUAUUGGAUGUAUAAAUAGCAUAAACCGUUGAGAAAACCUGCAAACUUGCGGGCGAUAUGCGUACACAGAGAGCGUGGCACUCAGCAUAGCCAGCUGUGCGCGCUUGUUUUCAUACACUUCCGGUUUUGUCAGUUCGUCGUGUAAACAUCCAACGUGUUCAUCGGGUACUUCAAAGCCCUAAAUCUCACGCCGUAAUGGCGUCCCAUACCAGCGACAAGACACCGCUCUUGGUCAACUACCAAGAGGAUUUCUCAGACAUUCGGGAUCCGAGAGAGACAGUGAGGAACCUGUACGCCAAGGAGGCCUCGUUGGGUUAUUCUGCCAGCAAUGGCAUAGACAGUGUGACAGUUAGUGCCAGCAACUCCGUGUGUGAUCUCAGCCGGUACACUGACAGCAUUGUGGCAAUAUUUGUCGUGGCUUUUGACACAAGAUCAGGUAACAUUGUGGAAUGGUCGCAGCCAGAAGACAUGGACAUGGAGGGGGUGGAGUUCAAGGCAAUGGCCAGCGGGGCACACACCGUCCUCACUGAUUUCAUAUAUUUCAGGAAGGACGACUACUACGGCUUGAGCUGUUUCCAAAAUAUGCCCGUGGACAGCGAAGUAGAGAGGGGAGCCCGGAUGAAGUCAGUGGGUAUCCUAGCAACGUCCUACACGGCACUCUACAAACAUAUGCAGUUCCUGGAAAACCAAGUCCGGCACCAGUUGGAAAUUCCUGGUCGCUAUGAGCAGCUGUUGGCCUUCUUCAAUGAUCGUAAGGGGUCGUUGCCAUCUAGAGAGACAUCGCGAGACACAUUAUCGGUAUCCUCACCAAUGAUUGGAUCGACUGGAACCACGCCCCUGACCACACCCAUAACCACGCCCAGCUCGGAGUACAGUCUACCUACAAUGAAGAUCACACAUCCAGCUGGCUGCUUUGCACAGUUCAUCAACUUCUUUGGGGAGCAGAUCUUCACCUUGUGGAAGUACGUCCUCCUACGCAAGAGAAUUCUGUUCUUCUCACCGCCUCCCAUCGGUGUCGUCUGCUACAGAGUGUACUGUGCAUCAACGUUAGGCCAGCACGAAGUCUUCAUAUCAGCAGCAACCGAAUACAAACCAUUCUUCUACAUCAAUGUGGCAGAUAUAGAUACCAUAGAAACAGAGGUUUCUUACAUUGCAUGCACGACGGAGAAAGUCUUUCAAGAGAAGCACUCCCUGUAUGACGUGUACGUGGACAACCAGAAUGUCACGACGCACUCGGCCAACCUGAAGACCAUGGCUAAGAUCAACGCCAUGGACAAGGAGAAGUUUAAUCGGCUGAACAACCAGCGAUGCGCCAUGAUGUUCAGAGCGCAGGAACUCGGAGAGGAGCUGGAUGACGAUCACACAUUUGCAUCAUUUUUCUUGGAGCAAAACAACCACAUCUUCCAGACCCUGAUGGAUGUGUCGGAGAGCCAGGACAAAACGCUUACCACUGACCACUUGAAGGCCAUGGGGCUGGACCCCAUCGCUGACCGCCAGUUCAUCAUGGACCUAGUAGAACUCUACGGCAUUGACGUCAUACUCAUGGUGGACAACCCAUGCUGUCCAGUAUGAGCAAAUAAUCAUGGAUUUUGAGCACAACGUGUGACUUACCAUUGUUCAACUCACUUCGCUGGAAUGCUUUCUAAUUACUGACGGUUUGAUAGUCUUUGGUCCAAGACUGGUUGGGAGUUUAUUCCCCUUAUACAGCCGGUCCGUGACAAGUGAGGUCGUUAUCAACAUGAGAUGAAACAAAUCAAGUCUUGGCAAUAAUGGCAGAGCUACCCAGGAAAUUCCGAGCCAACCCCAAUCGCGCUGUAUUCAAGCUAAUGCAUGUGCAUGAGGCAUGCUCCAAUUUCCUGGGUAGCGCUGCCAAUAUUGCCAAGCCUGGAUUUGAUUCAUCUUGUUGAUAGAGACCUCCACCACCGCGGCAACUUAGCGCGUUUGUCAUGGGACAGGCUGCAAAAUAGGGGAAUGAAAAUCUAGCAUUGGACCCAGACUAACGGUUCAACUACUCUCAGACAAGAUAAGUUUGCGGUAGCACCAUGUGAAUAAAUCUCUUUUGUGAGUAUGUGUA
Molecule: messenger RNA, 2188 nt
Organism: Patiria miniata (bat star)
Lineage: Eukaryota; Metazoa; Echinodermata; Asteroidea; Valvatida; Asterinidae
Gene: dennd11
Product: DENN domain-containing protein 11-like
Exons: 8
Coding region: 310-1686 (458 amino acids)
Cellular component (GO): cytoplasm
Source: RefSeq, a predicted model, not a curated record